CCACAACCACCAUGGCUAGCGCGACAGCACCAAAAACAUCCUGGGCGGACGACGUCGACGAACUCGAGCAGCCCACCAAGUCGGAGGACUACGUCGACGAGAACGGCAUCCGUACAACGGUCGAGUUCACAGUAAAUGAUGACGGCAAGAAAGUCAAGAUCACCCGCAAGAUCAAGCGGGUACUCCAGAAGGCGGUCGUGGAUCACACAGUAGCCGAGCGGAAACACUGGGCAAAAUUCGGGCAAGAGAAGGGCAGCAAGCCGGGUCCUGACCGGGCAACAACGACAGUCGGCGAGAACGUCAUGCUAAAGCUGAGCGCGGGCAACAAGUCUUCCGAGCCGGAGCCCAGCGCCGAACAAUCCAUGAAGGCCAACCUCGUGCGUGCCGGUGCGGGCAAGGUCGUCUGCCGUCUCUGCAAAGGCGACCACUUCACCGCCAAGUGGGCGCCAGCAGAGCCCGCGGCAGCGCCCACCGUGGGCGGCAAGUACGUCCCGCCGUCAAUGCGCGGCGCGCGGGGGCCGGGCGAGGCGAUGGGGCGGCCGGGCGGGUCGCGGGACGACCUCCCGACGCUGCGGGUGACGAACAUCUCCGAGGACACGCAGGAGAACGACCUGCGGGACCUAUUUGGCGCGUUUGGCCGCGUCGCGCGCGUGUAUUUCGAGGAAAAGUCUGUCGCGCAGAAGGCGAUGGAGAAGACGCACGGGCGGGGGUACGAUAACCUCAUUCUGAACGUGAUGUGGUCUCAACCGAGGGAGCAGCGGUGAUUCUCGUGCUGUUGUAUUAUAUCAUGUCCGCACGAUGCUCAUGUGUUCAUGGCUGUAUUGCCGAGUCAUUCUCGCUGAUUGCAUCGUCAUCUAUGUAGGCGGUCGUGGUGGGAGCAACAACGUAGCCCCAUAAGAGUAUGACCCAUAACCUCAAACCGGACAGUCGUACCCUCGUGUCACGGCGGUAGCUGAGCCACUUGGAGGUAAAUGCGGACAUGUACGGACUGGUCCCGUGCAAGAUCUGUGGUAGGCUCUGCAGUUGACACAUGGCAGCUGCUCCAUCUCCGUCCGCGAAGCGAGCAAUCAUAAGAGUAUCACAACACCUAUCGUCCACUCCAUAGAGCAGUCAAUGCCCCCUGAGUCGGGAUCAUCGGCUCGUUGGCUGUUCUAGGGUCUCCUUCGGUGUGCACCCACUAUCAACAAUGCCGCCGUAACU
Fomitopsis serialis is the source of this 1200-nucleotide messenger RNA. RefSeq names its product eukaryotic translation initiation factor 3 subunit G-domain-containing protein. Gene Ontology annotation, cellular component: eukaryotic translation initiation factor 3 complex; cytoplasm. Bases 12 to 764 code for a protein of 250 amino acids. Lineage: Eukaryota; Fungi; Basidiomycota; Agaricomycetes; Polyporales; Fomitopsidaceae. The record is from RefSeq and is a predicted model, not a curated record. The transcript is spliced from 8 exons. Gene Ontology annotation, molecular function: translation initiation factor activity; RNA binding.